GAUCCUUGUUUUCUCUGUGCUGCCAGUAAAACCUCUCUCUCCCUCCUCUCUUCUAAUAUCUUAAGUAUUAAACAAGAUGUGAGCCUUUUCCUCAAGAUCUAAAUAGGUUCCUUCAAUACUCUUUUCUCCCUAUUCAGCAAAUGAAACAGACUCUGCAGUAAUAACUCCUCACUUUAUAUUGCCCUUAUUCUUUUGUUAAGUUAAUUCUUGCAGGCUUUGAAGUCCCAUCCUAAAUGCUGCUCUCAACUUACUUUUUUAUUUGCCGCCCAUCCUAAAUUAAGGGCUAGCAUACUCUGCUCUUUCUUUCCAUACCCUGCUCCUUUGGUUAUACUACAACUCCUCCUCUUCAGGUAACUAACUACAUGCAUAAUUUAUUGUAGCUGGACAUUCUUCCUCUGUGUCACUCUUUCCUCCUCCAAUCUACAGGCUUUUGAAUCGCAGAUGGACAUUAUCCAGCCAUUAAUUCUAAUUACCCAUCUCAUUUUCAACUUUUGAGAAUAGUCUGAACAAAUGAACCCUUAAUUUCCAUUUCUGAGGAAAUUCUGUAUACAUUUUUCCAUCUGAAGCUUUAUACAGUUGACUCUUGUCUUGCGUCCUUAUUAAUGUGCCUGACUAUUUUGUUGUUAUUGCCCCAUUACCUUGUAGAUUCAGCCCAGGGAAUAAUUGUCAAACGUAGUUUACUUAAAAGUACAUACUGUUUAUUAGCAAGCUUGCAUCACACAGUUGACAAAAUAGAGUAGCCACUCACAGAGCCCGGGAAAAUCUGCAAUUAAGUGAGCACUGUGUGGGACAGCUGUUAUACAUUUGUUAUCACAUACAUACUCUGAUUGUUGUUAGGCAUCCUUGGUCACUUUCCCAUGGAACAAACUCUUCCGUGUUCAUUAGUUAUCUUUGCAACAUUAUUAGCCAAGCUGCAAAUAAGUCAGUUAGGUCUUAGCCCUUUUAAUUCUGCAUAGAAUUCCUCAUUCCCUCCUGUUAUCAUUCCAUGACAACUAGGAUUGUCAAUGUCGUACAAUGUUGUACAUCUUAAUUUUCAUUUUCGUGUAAGUAGGGUGCAUAGUAACCCUUGGGAUAAGCCGAAGGGCUUUCCGUGUCAUCAUAGUCUCCAUUCUCAUCAUUUGUACCUCGGUCUCUCUGUGGUCCCCUUCCUUCUAGGGGGACUCUUUGUAUAAAUAUCUCUGUGGGUGUAGGGCAAAAGUACCGGCUGACAAGGGGCUGGAAACAUUGGAAAAGUUCAAUAAGUAUGAAUACUCCUGUGAUGACUAUAGCAUUAUGUAGCAGUACACUGCUCCAUCCUGCGAAGAUGCCGCUGACCGCUACAUUCCUCCUUUUGAGCUAAAGCCAUGUAGGUUGGCCCUGAUUUUCCGGAUUUUAUUUACAUCGUUUUGAAUGUGAACAAAGAGAGAGGUAAUGUUCUCUGAUUCAUCUGGGAUGUAGGUGCAGCACUCUUGUCCUAUAAUGGCACAUGCACCUCCUUUUUCAGCCAGAACAAAAUCGAGGGCCAUUCGGUUCUGCAGAACCAUCUUGCGUAGCGCCAUUGCCAUCAUUUCAGUGGUGAUGGCCCUCACCUGAUGCUGGACACCAUUCAUGGCCUUAGCGGUACUAUUGGCCAUCUCCUCCAAAACUGGGGCCAGGUUAAUGAUUUCUCUUGAAUUGCAGCCGCCCCAUAGGAGGGGAAAGCUGUCAUCCAGAAGCGCUCCAGUUGUGAGAUUCCUCGCUUUUGCUGUAGGAGGGAAAGGUGCUGGUCCAAGGUUUUCAGCAUUCGCGUGUGGGAUACAAGGUUCCCUUCAGCUAAGAAAUGAUGUUACUGGAACUUGUGACUGCAACCUUGUGCCUGGGAAUGCCAAGAAGUGCCGAAUGCGUUGCAGCAAGACAUCAAAGGUCUAUGAACACUGUGGGUUCCAGCUGCCAGGGUCAUCGACUGUUCAUUAUGGACACCCUUUCAGGACCAUGCUUCCUGUGUGGCACGGAUGCUCAGGAGCAUCUGUUUUAGUUAACGCACAUGAUCCAGAAAAAGCCUUUGAGAUUCCACCAUGGAAUUUUACGAUGUUUUGCACACUGCAGAAGCACGGAGCUACUGAAAAACACAGAAGCUGGCAGACCCAGUUGUACAGGAAUUCAAGCUGUCUCCAUUCUUCGCUUAGUGAGUAUAUGCGAAUUGCAAAUACAUCACGUUCAACGGACCAAGAUGGCUUUAGCUGCUGUCUCUGGAAAGAGGCUGAUGCGCAUUGCCCUGCACAGUUCAUCAAACAAGAGAAAAGUAUAAGAAUCGACAUCAAGUGUUGGGCAACCGAAGACCUAACAUUGUUCGUCUGUACAUUGGACCCAGAAGGUUGGAAAAUGAGCAAGUUUGCAAAGUACAGAAUGAAGCAUCAAAAUCAGCUGUUAUUUGACCAGAAGGAAAGCAACACCUCAACUUACAGUAGUAGUUGUGUGGAGCAGCAAGUAAUUCAAUGCACCAUCCCUUCCCCCGAUCUCAAUCACAAGUAUUUCAUCUGGAUAGAGCUGAUUACCAAUUCUGGAACUUUGCAGUCACCUUUGAUGUUUGUCAUGCCAAUAAAUGUAGUGAAGGUAAAUCCUCCCCAGAAUCUUCAGACUGAAAUGACAGUUGAAGGAAUUUUCAACCUUAGUUGGUCAAGCCCAAACCCUGAACCAUACCUCCUCCAGUUUGAGGUAAAAUACUCCACAGGCAACCCAGAGAGGGUCUGGAAGGUUAAGGAUAUCUGGCAAAACUCUUUGAUUCUUCAUAAUUUGGAGAGUGGCCAAACUUAUCGUAUUGUCAUUCGCUGUAAACGUCGUAGUGGCCCAGGGUUUUGGAGUGAUUGGAGUGAUCCCCUACAAGUGAACGUACAGGAAAUUACUUAUUACCCAUCCCAAGUGCUGACAACUGUUGGCUCGGAUGUCACUGUACGGUGCAUUUUCUAUAAUCGGACUCUGACCAAUUAUAGUGUAGCCUGGUGGUUAAAUAUGCAUGAGAAAAUUCCAGAAGAUAAUUAUGCUUUAAUCAGUGAUCAUGAAACUAGUGUCACUCUCCUCAAUGUAACAUCAAAUGGACAGUCUGGAUUCAACAUAUUGCAGUGUUGCCUGCAAGAUGAACAAAGAAGUAUAUGUAACUUUCGCUAUGCUGAAAUAAUUAUAAUUGACUCAAAAAUUAAUAUUUCAUGCCAGACUGAUGGUGCAUUGGAAACAAUGAUCUGCAGAUGGCACACAAAUAUAUGGAAACCAGAAGCUGUCGGUGACUACAAGUUAAAAUAUUACAUGAAAGAGUCUUGGUGUGAUAACUCGCAAGUUGAAAGCAAUAGCAUUGAUGUUGAGGAAUGCACAGUGCAAAAAAAUGAAUUUGGCCAUUGUCUUAUCAAGCCAAUUAAUGUCACUUUUGGCCAUGUGAUGUGGGUGGAAUUCAGCCUUCAAGAGGUGGCGUUCAAAUCUGAACCAACCUGCGUGAUUCCCAUGGACAUGGUGAAACCUUGGGCACCCUCUAAUGUUGAUGCAGAAAUGACCUUAAAUGGAAGUUAUCUAAAUAUAAGCUGGGAAAAGCCUCUUCUGCCACCUUACACACUUCUGUUUGAAAUUCAGUACUCUGAGGAUGGAAUAGAGAGUAAUUGGAAGACUUUAUUUGCUGUCAAUGAGACAUUUAUCAUCACUGAAGUAGCUGAUCCUUGUGCGAUAUAUGUUGUCCGUGUACGCUGUAUGAGGUUUGAAGGACCUGGAUACCAAAGUGAAUGGAGCAGUUUAGUGAAUACAAAUCUUGCAGACAUCCAGGAACCAACCACAGGGCCUGACUUUUGGCGAUUUAUUGAUAGUGAUCCCUUGACCAAGCAGUCAAAUAUCACACUGAUGUGGAAGCCUCUGACGAAAAGUGAAGCCAUGUGCACUGUGAAGGAUUAUACAUUGAAAUAUCAAUCAAAAGAAAAUAUUACAUGGUUGAAACGUGUUGGAGAUGUUACAAGUUACAGCUUUCCUCUGACAAAUGAAAUUAAAAGUGUCUCUGUGAUUGCUAUCAAUUCUAUUGGUUCUUCCAGAAGGAAUUUUAAAUUAAUCUUGUCAAAGGACAACAGCAAAGCAGAGACUGUUCUUCAUUCACUUCAUGCCUCCGUAAUAAACAACAGUUGUGUAGCUGUUUCUUGGAGAGUGCUUCCUCUUAAUUGCCAGCCAACGUCUUUUGUGAUAGAAUGGAAAAGCCUGGCAAAUAACCGUGUGAAGAACUUAAAGUGGAUAAGGGCUUCUGAGAACCUUACAAGCGUCUACAUUCAUGACCAUUUUUAUCCAUCUGUUCAGUACCAACUGACGAUAUAUCCAAUUUUCUCUGAAAAGGAAGGACAACCAAGCAGCCUUUAUAUGAAGAUUAAAAAUGAAGGAGAAGUGACACGAGCCAACAAUGACGGAAUGCAGAAUGUCAUUCUACCACUCGUAUUUUUAUCCUCGGUUUUAUUGAUUGGAAUCUUUUUGAUAUCCAAGCAAAGAAUAAGAAGUCUUGUCUGGAAAGAAGUUCCUAAUCCUAACAAAUGCUCGUGGGCUCAAGGAAUUAACUUUAAAAAGCCUGACGCUGCUGCCAAUGUAUUUGGGAAAUACAGUCAAGGUGUAUUACCCGUUUCCCCACAACUUGUGGAAUCAGAAAUAUUUGCUGCAGCAAUCAUAGAAGAGAUAAUACAAUUUAAAGAAGACAAAAGUGUAAUUGCUGUGGAUUCUGGAAGUGAGGUAGUAAUGAAGCAAAAUGCAAAUUCAUCAGAUAUUCAAGGUCUGAGUGAAAGUAAUAACAUAGAUAGCAAAAUAGAAGACAAUGUGGAAACUACUUGUGCACAGUCAAAAUCUGAAUAUUCGAAGAUUAUGAUAGACGUGGAAAUGGAUCCACUUUGCACAAAACAGAAGUGCGUAAGCAGCUAUUCCGAUGAAGGUGUGUAUUCAGGCAAUGAAACUGACAGUUCUAGUAAUGAAUCUAAUAACCUGUGGGAAUUUCAAAAACAUACACUCAUGCAGUUAAUCCAAUUUGAUGAAGCCAAUUCAAGUUCUAUUAUUUCUUCAGAGGGUUUCUCUGAAUCUCAUGAACAAGAAAGCAAAGUCUUCUUCAAUGGCAAUGAUGAAGGAGUAGAUUUUUGUUACUUGGAACAGACUUCAUUUGAGGACGUUGCUAACAGUAACAUAGAAGGACACACUGUGCAAGAGCUGCCACUUCUGGAAAAAUGUUUAUCUCUGGACUUUCAGAAUCCAUCUGAAAUUUAUUCAAUAUCUUACCUGAAUUCAUUGUUGAAAUUCAGCCUGAAUGGAGAUCACCCUCCUCAGAGGGCACUCAGGUCAUAUAUGCCUCAGUUUCAAACAGACUUCUAAGCACUGAAAAGCAAGCAAUAUUGAUGACCAAAUAUCAUCUAGCCAUCUUAAAGGUUAGCCUGCAAUUGACUGAUGUUUUUGACUAUGUAUACAUUACAUUGUAUCAUUUUGUGUUGUCUAAAUCCAUUCCAAACCCAGGACGAGUGUGUUCAUGAAUAAUGGCCUUAUGUGUACUGAGCAUUUCAUUCUUGCACCCUAUUAAUUUGAUUAGCUAAUAAUAUUAGAAAGGAUGGUAAGACAGUGCAAUAAAUUCAAAAAGCCAUAAAAGAUUAAUUAUUAAUCAGUAAUUAUUGAUAAGGUAUUGAAUUAAGUUCUAUGGCUUUAAAAAUCACAAAUUAAGGCAUAAUAUUUUGGAAGUGGAUGGGAUUUCAUCGAGGUUAGAAUGCCCAAAAUAGAAAGUACAUACAGGGUACCACUUAAAUUUCAGAAGCAUGACAUUAGUAUAAGUACAAAGAAGAGAGUAAAGUUUAAAGGACUGAGGUGGUCUCUAGAUUAAAUUCUAUGCCUUGAUAUCAUUAAGUACCUUGAUAACUUCAACGGUUUGAGUGUUACAUUGGCAUAAGGUGGGUCUCGGCCUGAAACGUCGACUGCGCCUCUUCCUAUAGAUGCUGCUUGGCCUGCUGCGUUCACCAGCAACUUUGAUGUAUAUUGCUUGAAUUUCCAGCAUCUGCAGAAUUCCUGUUGUUUGCGUUUAAACUCUGAUUAAUCUGAUAUGAUUCCAUUAGAAUGCAUAGAACUCUGAGCCUGUACUGUCAACCUAUUAAAUAAACGCUGAUACGACUUCUACUUUACAUCAUACACAAAUAGAGGCUCUCAUUGACGCAUCAGUAUCUUUUUAUACAAAGAAUAAAUAAAUUCAAAAUAUUCAUUCUACUAACCAAUGUCAUGUACCAUCACUUAAUGCUGAAUUCACCAUUAUUCCUUCAAGAAGCUUAGCACAUAUUUUUCUGAGCCUUGAUUAAACUUGAUGCCUUGAGGGCUUUGUUCAGUGUUAAGCCUGCAUGCCAUUUACUUACUGUGCAGGGGCUUAUAUGUUUGGUGCCAAUAUGAUGGUAACAAGUUUAAUGCAUGAACCUUGAUAUGAUCUCCAAACACUAAAGGUCCACACUUUGUUUCUGGACUACAGAAAUAAAAAAUCAGCCAAAGUCCAUGUAAAGAAUCAUUGAUUUAUGUUGAAAGUCAUUGAAUCUUUAUAGGAGUCUAUUUUCCAGCAUAAAACCAGGAAAGCAGAUUCUUUUCUGAAGUAAAUGGGAUACUUUUUAUCCAGAGAAUAGUUGGAGAUCAGUCUUUAAGCUGAUAACAGUGUGUGAAAUUGGAAUUAAUUUAUUAUUGUCACGUGGACUGAGAUACACUGAAAAACAUUUUGCAAGUCAUCAUGUGCAUCAUUUCAACACACAAAUACAUUGAAGACAAGGGAAACACAGCAGAGAAGGAAGAACGUAGUGUUACAGAGAAAGUGCAGUGCAGUAAUGGGGUAGGUUGUGAAUUCCUUAAUGAUGGAUGCAACCUUUUGAAGAUGUCCUUGUUGGUGGGAAGGCUUGUGCCCAUGGUGGAAAUGGCUGAGUCUACAAGCCUCAGUAGCUUUUCUUGUUCCUAUGCAUUGGCGCCUCCAUGCAAAGCAGUGAUGCAACCAGUCAGAAUGCUCCCCUUGGUAGAAAUUUGCAAGUGGGGUAUGCUGAAUCUCCUUUGUUUUCUGAGGAAGUAGAGUGCAGGUGUGUUUUUUUUUUGCCCUAUGUGGUUGGGCACCAACAGACCAUUGGUGAUAUUUACAGCAAGGAACUUGACCAUCAUCAUUGAUAAAUACAGGAACAUGUGCUCCACCCUGCCUCCUGCAGCUCUUGUUUUGCUGAUAUUGAGAGAAAGUUUGUUUUCCAUGACAACAUGUUCAUAGGUUUUCUAUUUCUUACCUGAUUCAGCUGAAGCAGGUAGGUGCGAGCCAUGUUUCGAUGUGUCUGAUCCCUUCAAUAUGUAACUUUCACUUUAAAUUCAUCUCCUUUAGUUUCAAUGACCUAGGUGUUUGCUGGGAUUACACUGGGGAGGUAGGGACUUGAUUCUGGUUUACUUGUUAUUUGAGAUCUGGUCUACUAUGGUGAACUUGUAGAAUCUGGCCACUGCAUAGGGAAUAAAGUAGGGAGGAGAGGACUCAACCUUGUGGGUCACCAAUACCGAGGACAGUCGUGGAUGAGGCAUUGCUGUCUAUGCUUAUCUGCGAACAAAUGCAAUCUUCUACCUGCUUCUGCAGUAAUAAAUAGGCCAAGGUUAUCUGGGAAGUUGGAGAUGAUGUGACCAUGACUAGCCUAUUGAAUCAUGUAAUGAUGUUAUCUGAAUUGCUAUGUCAGUGAUUAAUGAAGUGAAACACUCCCUGUUAUCCUCCUCUUCCUUCAAUCAUUACAAACCACACUUACAUAAUAUGGGCAAAAUAACAACGAUAGAGAAAAGAUAGGAAAGGAGCAUUUUCCAUUUGAAGUAUACAUUGAUUUACACUACUAUUAAUGUGCCUUUUGCAAAAUUAUACCAUUUGAAAGAAAUAUAUAGAUAUGAAAUAUUCCUUCAUACAUUUUAAUGCUGAAAAUAUUUACAUGCUAAAGUUUAUUUUUUCACUAAAUGAGGCUUGCAGUUGAAAAUGUGGAAAUGUAAAAUUGUCCCUUAUAUCAAGGAUUGGAAUGUUUUGCAUUUUGUGAUUAUUUUUUUAUUCUACAUAUAGUUUAGCAUCUUUGUUAUGUGUGUGGUGCUAAAUGUUAUAACUUACAACAAAUUGUAUAUAUUUGCAUUUAAUAACCUGUUUGGUUCAUAAAAACAUAAGAAAUAAAACCAGAACUAGGCCACUCCACCUUUGUG
Mobula hypostoma (lesser devil ray) is the source of this 8163-nucleotide messenger RNA. It is a transcript of the gene lepr, whose product is annotated as leptin receptor. Lineage: Eukaryota; Metazoa; Chordata; Chondrichthyes; Myliobatiformes; Myliobatidae. Gene Ontology annotation, molecular function: protein binding; cytokine receptor activity. The record is from RefSeq and is a predicted model, not a curated record. The transcript has 20 exons. Gene Ontology annotation, cellular component: external side of plasma membrane; membrane. Gene Ontology annotation, biological process: cytokine-mediated signaling pathway. The coding region runs from base 1588 to 5325 and encodes 1245 amino acids.